Messenger RNA from Carlito syrichta (Philippine tarsier), 1165 nucleotides. It is a transcript of the gene TNFAIP8L2, whose product is annotated as TNF alpha induced protein 8 like 2. The record is from RefSeq and is a predicted model, not a curated record. Gene Ontology annotation, cellular component: cytoplasm. The transcript is spliced from 2 exons. Bases 126 to 680 code for a protein of 184 amino acids. Gene Ontology annotation, biological process: negative regulation of inflammatory response; regulation of apoptotic process; negative regulation of T cell activation. Lineage: Eukaryota; Metazoa; Chordata; Mammalia; Primates; Tarsiidae.
GUCCAAGGGCCUCGCACUCUAAGUGGAGCUUCUCCAUUCUGCCAGCUUUCCGGGAACAUCCAAGGCAAGCAAGGCUGGUACCCAGCACAGCAGUGACUGACCACAUUUCCUACUCCCCAGGAAUCAUGGAAUCCUUCAGCUCUAAGAGUCUGGCACUGCAAGCAGAGAAGAAACUACUGAGUAAGAUGGCGGGCCGGUCUGUGGCUCACCUCUUCAUUGACGAGACAAGCAGUGAGGUGCUCGACGAGCUCUACCGUGUGUCCAAGGAGUACACGCACAGCCGGCCCCAGGCCCAGAGGGUAAUCAAGGACCUGAUAAAGGUGGCCGUCAAGGUGGCCGUGUUACACCGCAAUGGCUCCUUUGGCCCCAGUGAGCUGGCUCUGGCUACCCGCUUUCGCCAGAAGCUGCGGCAGGGUGCCAUGACGGCGCUGAGCUUUGGCGAGGUGGACUUCACCUUUGAGGCUGCUGUUCUGGUCGGCCUGCUGACCGAGUGCCGGGAUAUGCUGCUGGAGUUGGUGGAGCAUCACCUCACGCCCAAGUCACAUGGCCGCAUCCGCCACGUGUUCGAUCACUUCUCUGACCCCGGCCUGCUCACAGCCCUCUACGGGCCUGGCUUCACUCAGCACCUUGGCAAGAUCUGUGAUGGCCUCAGGAAGCUGCUAGACGAGGGGAAACUCUGAGAACCCUGCACCCAGCACAUUCCACCUUGGCAAAUGGUUGACUGAGAAAACAACGGGCUUCCUAACCUGCUCAUCUGCACUAACACUUUUCAGCCUUCAGGCUUCAUUCUUUCCCAAGAGUGCUUUGACUCUGAAACCACCCCACCCCCAAACUGCUGGACAAGGAGCAGUGCUGAGAGGUGAGCCCUCUCUCCCAAUCCAGCCCUAGGACAGGAAACAGAGCUGCCUGAAAAAGAUGAAGUGAAACUUGGAUCUCUGUGUCUCCCAUUGGGGACUUCUGAAACAGGGAAGCCCCCUUCGCUGUGAACCAAGGGAAGGCGGCACAGCCCAUAUAACCCCUUUGGGGACAUUCAAGACAGAAGGGGGGGAAUGUGGUCCUUAGAUACUGAGCAUGGACAGAAACCAGAGGCUCUGUUCCAGAGUGCAGGAGGAAGGGAACAGAGCAGGGGAGAUUCUCACAGGGGAAAUAAAACUACUAAAACAUG